UUGUCGRGUACAUAGCGAGUCAUUUCAUCCCCUUCUUGUAGUAAGAUCUCGGUUUAAGCCCACAAGUUAAUCUUAACAUCACUGUCUUGAUCUCUUUGUGGGUUAUCGUGACGUAAUGAGUGGUAUUUCAGAGGAUCAGUUGGGAUUAGUACUUGAUUCUCCUUUGGCCGACCAAGAUGGGCCAUCGGCCUUCGCAAGGUUUCCGCAGCUCGAAAAGAUGAGCGUCGAACUKCGUCUCCUACUUCAAAAAARGCUCUUCGGCAACUAUAACUUGGUAAAAAAUGAAAGCGACGACGAAGACGAAAAGGAUUUUGCUUUCGCAGAAGAAGAAGAGGAUAAAACGAAGACAUCGUACUUGCAGACAUUCUGGAACAUAUUCAACGCGAAUCAGGGAGUCGCCAUACUCGCCAUGCCAUAUGUCAUCAAAAGCGGUGGMUACGCUUCCAUUUUCAGCAUCAUAGCCGUUGCUUUUAUCUCAAACUUCUCGAAUAAACGCCUCGUGGAAUGUUUAUACGAGUACACAGAAAAGGGYGAAAAGUACCGAGUUCGAAAUAGCUAUGUAGAAAUCGGGGAAGCGUUCGCCCCGCGCUACGGGCACCAUCUGGUWAACGCKGCUCAAAUAUUUGAGCAGGUUUCGUACUGUACACUUUUGUUGAUUUUAUGUGGGUCUAUUCUUGCGUCCACCUUYCCAACGACGAGCUUGUCUCAAAGUGACUGGACGGCACUGGCAGCUAUAGCAUUACUACCCAACGUACUCCUWAAAUCUCUAUCAGAUGUUUCUUGGGUUAGUUUCAUUACAGUUAUCAUCGGUGAAUCGAUAUAUUURAUGGUAUUCGUCUACAGCUUCUGCCAUCAUCAAAGAUGGGACAUGGCGUCAAUGCCUACAUUUGCUCUGAAGGARUUUGGUGCAGCGGUAGGGAUAGUGGUUGUUAGCUACUCAUCCCAGCCCUACAUGCCUGCCAUAGAAGGAAGCAUGCAGCAUCCAUCAAAGUUCAACAGUGUCAUGGAUUUGACGUACAUUGUAGUGACAUUCGUCAAAGUGUUCUUUGGUUUCAUUGGUUUUCUCACAUUCACGAACAAUACUGAUCAAGUCAUCACGAAUAAUCUACCCGAAGGACCGCUCCAYAUUACCGUCAAUCUUCUAGUUUUAUUCCUUGCCAUAACAUCGUACACAAUUCCAGUUUACACGGUAUUCGACAUCCUGGAAAAUAUCUCAUUCCCGUGCGGCCAGAUCGAUAAUCCCAGCGAUGCCAAGGGRAAGGACAAGCUCUCUUAUUUACAAGCUUUGGUUGCAAGACUGUGUAUCAUUUCAUUUACACUCUUAGUGGGUGUUCUUAUUCCACACUUUGGGUUAUACAUGGCUUUGGUGGGGAGUUUUACAGGAAUGUGCCUAGCUUUUAUUUUCCCUGCUUUAUUCCACAUGAAGAUCUGCUACUCGAGGAUGGCUUGGUACGACUUUUUUAUUGAUUCUUUUGUUGCUAUUUUUGGCAUCGUUGGGGCGAUUAUCGGAUGCCAUUUCUCAGUACUGGCUUUAAUAGCUGUUUAUCAAAAACACGAACUAUGAAAAUACCACUGAAUCGUAUUAAUUUUAAMAUGUGGGAAAUCGGUCAGAUAUGGCUCACAGGGCUCCAAUAUUUUUAGAUUCGAUUGAAUAGGAAAUUUAUCGCGCCGUACMGUGUAUUAAAUGACAUAUCGCUGUGAUAUCUAUAAUUGAGGAAAGUUUAAUUUCAGCUUCGUGUGUCCUUGUGUGGUCUGAGUUUAUUCCUCUAACAAAAUGCAUUCAUGCAGUCGUAUGGCGCAGUAUGYUUCCACUCACAUAAAACCCACGCACUCAAAAGAAAAUUACUUAUCCUGGACAUGUCGAAUAGAACURAAAUCAUACUUAAAACCAGGAAAAAAAAACACACAAUAAUCACCAGGAAAAAAACACAAUAAUCAAGAUAUUUGGUACAUUUUCCGGCACUCUUUUUUCAUGGGAAAGCAGGGUAGAUAGUUCGUAUUAAGGAAA
This is a messenger RNA of Exaiptasia diaphana, 2008 nucleotides long. Its product is annotated as vesicular inhibitory amino acid transporter. The coding region runs from base 116 to 1564 and encodes 482 amino acids. Gene Ontology annotation, cellular component: vacuolar membrane. The record is from RefSeq and is a predicted model, not a curated record. Gene Ontology annotation, molecular function: amino acid transmembrane transporter activity. The transcript has a single exon. Lineage: Eukaryota; Metazoa; Cnidaria; Anthozoa; Actiniaria; Aiptasiidae. Gene Ontology annotation, biological process: amino acid transmembrane transport.